GCGUGGGUGCGGGAGUGAAGCAGAAAAUGUAGCUCAGUAUGCGUCUAGCCGGUGAGAGUGACAGAUAGUAUGCUGUGAGGCGGAGGUACGCAGAGGCAGUGCCGUCAUCGCGCCCGCCGCUCGGGAUGUCAACACCGACGGCCGCCGCUGAGUAAAUCGUCUCGUGGGGAUUGCUCGGAGUGUAAUUGUUUCCAACCGCAAUAUCCUCGAUUUUGUGAGUGAAGAAUCGUCCAGUUAUGAGACUUGACGUACAAAAGCACUUUGAAAAUGAAAACAUAAACUCGAGGAUGAAAAUAUGUGAAAAGGAAUUACCCCAAAGCAAGAGUGAAGAAAGUGAGAUUGCAGUGAGACCCGCAGGUCAAGAAGAAAACCUAGUGGAGGACAAUAGUCGACUUUGCGCCUAAGGAGGAGUACGUUGUUGCCGUGGCUGCGACCGCCGGGGAGCAGUGGACCAGUCCCGGGCGACACCUUGGUCAUGUCUCGCCCUCCCUCUCCCAUCUCUCCUGCUCCCUCCUUCAUCUUCAAUCAGAAUGCCAAAAAUAACAAUAACGUCGACAACGCCAGUUUUCGGGGCACUGGUGAAAAGGCAAACCAUGUACCUCAGCUGGCGGAUCACUCAGGCCUCAAUUACACCUUUGGAAGCCUGGAGGAUGAAGCGGGCACGCACAGACCGGACCCGGGUGAGCUGCAGCAGGAAGUGCUGGAGCUGGAGCACACGAACCGCCGCCUCACUGGGGAAAACGCCGAGCUCACCACCCAUCUCACACACGCAGAGGACCUCAAUACGUCACUCAGGGAACAAUGUAGACAGCUUGAACAGGCACUCAACAGCGUGCAGCACCAGCUGGCGGGAGCGCGCCGGAUGGAAACCGAGAUUGAAGAGUUUCGAAACCUCCUCGACGUGGAGCGCGAAGAGAAGGGGCGUCUUCUCGGCCGGCUGGGCCACUUGGAGAAGGACAACCAGGAACUUGCUGCCAGGCUCGAGGGUCUUGUAGCUCAGGUAAAUGCCGCAAAAAAGGGGAGGUUUAAAGGGCGGGAAACCCAAAAGCUCGCUCGUAGCAAGCACAAGACAAAGGGGCCCCUUUGUUUGGAAAAACCUCUAAAUUUUGGAAGUUUUCCGGGCCCCCAAAAUGGCUACACUUGUACACCAGUGAGCUAA
Penaeus monodon (black tiger shrimp) is the source of this 1159-nucleotide messenger RNA. RefSeq names its product protein KASH5-like. Gene Ontology annotation, molecular function: dynein complex binding. Gene Ontology annotation, biological process: actin filament organization; chromosome localization to nuclear envelope involved in homologous chromosome segregation; spindle assembly. NCBI's taxonomy places the organism in Eukaryota, Metazoa, Arthropoda, Malacostraca, Decapoda, Penaeidae. Gene Ontology annotation, cellular component: meiotic spindle pole; lateral element; meiotic nuclear membrane microtubule tethering complex. The transcript is spliced from 8 exons. The record is from RefSeq and is a predicted model, not a curated record. Bases 476 to 1159 code for a protein of 227 amino acids.